Taeniopygia guttata (zebra finch) is the source of this 6916-nucleotide messenger RNA. Lineage: Eukaryota; Metazoa; Chordata; Aves; Passeriformes; Estrildidae. The record is from RefSeq and is a predicted model, not a curated record.
CCGCCCCGCGCCCUCCCUGGGCGGGUGAGCGCGCGCGGCCGCGGUGCGCUGUGGGAUAGUGGCGGUAUAAAGUGUACGCUCGGCGCGGCCGUGGCUGAGGGGGCCGGCGCGAGCGGGGCAUGAAGAUGGCGGACGCCAAGCAGAAGCGGAACGAGCAGCUGAAGCGCUGGAUCGGCUCCGAGACCGACCUGGAGCCGCCUGUGGUCAAGCGCAAGAAGACCAAGGUGAAGUUCGACGACGGCGCCGUCUUCUUGGCCGCCUGCUCCAGCGGAGACACCGAGGAGGUGCUGCGACUGCUGGAGCGGGGCGCCGACAUCAACUACGCCAAUGUGGACGGGCUCACCGCUCUCCACCAGGCUUGUAUAGAUGAUAACGUAGAUAUGGUGAAAUUUCUGGUGGAAAAUGGAGCAAAUAUUAAUCAACCAGAUAAUGAAGGCUGGAUACCUCUACAUGCAGCUGCUUCCUGUGGAUAUCUUGAUAUAGCAGAGUAUUUAAUUAGUCAAGGAGCACAUGUAGGAGCUGUAAAUAGUGAAGGAGACACUCCAUUAGAUAUUGCUGAAGAAGAGGCAAUGGAAGAGCUGCUUCAGAAUGAAGUAAAUAGACAAGGGGUUGAUAUAGAAUCAGCUCGAAAAGAAGAAGAACGAAUAAUGCUAAGAGAUGCAAGACAGUGGCUCAACAGUGGCCAUAUAAAUGAUGUCAGGCAUGCAAAAUCUGGUGGUACAGCACUUCACGUAGCUGCUGCUAAGGGCUAUACAGAAGUCUUAAAGCUUUUAAUACAGGCUCACUAUGAUGUAAAUAUUAAAGAUUAUGAUGGCUGGACACCACUUCAUGCUGCUGCACACUGGGGUAAAGAAGAAGCAUGUCGCAUUUUAGUGGAAAACCUAUGUGAUAUGGAGGCUGUCAACAAAGUGGGUCAGACAGCAUUUGAUGUGGCAGAUGAAGAUAUUCUAGGAUAUUUAGAAGAGUUACAAAAGAAGCAGAAUCUGCUUCAUAGUGAAAAACGUGAAAAGAAAUCUCCCCUAAUUGAAUCCACAGCCAACAUGGAUAAUAAUCAGACACAGAAAACAUUUAAAAAUAAGGAGACACUGAUUAUGGAGCAAGAAAAGAAUGCAUCUAGUAUAGAGUCUCUGGAGCAAGAGAAAGCAGAUGAAGAAGAAGAAGGAAAGAAGGAUGAAUCCAGUUGUUCUAGUGAAGAGGAAGAAGAUGAUGACUCAGAAUCUGAAGCAGAGACAGAUAAGACCAAAACCUUGGCAGCUAAUAAUGCAAAUACCGCAAGUACACAAUCAGCAUCAGUAGCUGUGAUGGCGCCUUCAGUAGCUGGUGGCCAAGGGGCACCUACAUCGCCUGUUAAGAAGUUUCCAGCAUCUACAACCAAGGUUUCUCCCAAAGAUGAAGAGAGGAAAGAUGAAUCUCCUGCUUCAUGGAGGUUGGGUCUUAGAAAAACUGGUAGCUAUGGUGCACUUGCAGAGAUUACUGCUUCCAAAGAAGCUCAGAAAGAAAAGGACUCUGCAGGUGUUAUGCGUUCUGCAUCAAGUCCUAGACUUUCCUCUUCACUGGACAACAAAGAAAAGGAGAAAGAUGGAAAAGGAACUCGACUUGCAUAUGUUGCACCUACAAUACCAAGACGGCUGGCCAGUACCUCUGACAUUGAUGAAAAAGAGAACAGGGAUUCAUCUGCUAGUUCAAUACGUGGUGGCAGUUCCUACACCAGAAGAAAAUGGGAGGAAGAUGUCAAGAAAAACAGUUUGAAUGAAGGUCCUACAUCAUUAAACACAAGUUAUCAAAGAAGUGGCUCCUUUGGUAGAAGACAAGAUGAUUUGAUAAGUUCUAAUGUUCCAAGUACUGCAUCAACAGUUACCUCUUCUGCUGGUCCUCAGAAAACGCUGCCUGCCAGCACAAACACUACUACAAAGAGUACAACGGGGUCUACUUCAGCAGGCGUACAAAGCAGUACCUCAAAUCGUUUGUGGGCUGAGGAUAGUACUGAGAAAGAAAAGGACAGUGUUCCUACAGCAGUGACCGUUCCUGUUGCACCAUCUGUUGUAAAUGCUGCAGCCACUACCACAGCCAUGACUACAGCUACUUCUGGCACUGUGUCCUCAACAUCAGAGGUCAGGGAGAGACGGAGAUCAUACCUCACUCCGGUACGGGAUGAAGAGUCUGAGUCCCAAAGAAAAGCUAGAUCCAGGCAAGCAAGACAGUCUAGAAGAUCUACACAGGGCGUAACACUGACAGAUCUUCAAGAAGCUGAAAAAACUAUAGGACGAAGUCGUCCCACACGAACCAGAGAACAGGAAAAUGAAGAAAAAGAAAAGGAGGAGAAAGAAAAGCAAGACAAAGAAAAACAAGAGGAAAAGAAAGAAUCUGAAACUAAAGAUGAUGAUUAUAGACAAAGAUAUUCCCGAACUGUUGAGGAGCCGUAUCAUCGCUAUAGACCAAGUUCAACUUCUACUUCUUCAUCAUCCACCUCUUCGCUCUCCACGUCCACUAGCUCUCUAUCAAGUUCAAGUCAGCUAAACAGACCAAACAGCCUUAUAGGUAUAACUUCUGCCUAUUCUCGGAGUGGAACAAAGGAAAGUGAGAGAGAAGGGGGCAAAAAAGAAGAAGAAAAGGAAGAAGAUAAGUCACAGCCUAAGUCUAUAAGGGAAAGACGGAGACCAAGAGAAAAACGACGAUCUACAGGAGUGUCUUUUUGGACUCAGGAUAGUGAUGAAAAUGAACAGGAUCACCAAUCGGAUUCAGAAGAAGGAACAAAUAAGAAAGAAACUCAGAGUGAGAGCCUUUCAAGAUAUGAUACGGGAUCGCUCAGCAUGUCUGCAGGUGAUCGUUACGAUUCAGCGCAGGGGCGAUCAGGGUCACAGAGUUAUCUUGAAGAUCGAAAACCAUACUGCAGUAGACUAGAAAAAGAUGAUAGCCCUGAUUUUAAGAAGCUUUAUGAACAGAUUUUAGCUGAAAAUGAAAAACUGAAAGCACAGUUACAUGACACCAACAUGGAACUUACAGAUCUUAAGCUACAGUUGGAGAAGACCACUCAGAGACAAGAAAGAUUUGCUGACAGAUCACUCUUGGAAAUGGAGAAAAGGGAAAGAAGAGCGCUAGAAAGAAGGAUAUCUGAAAUGGAAGAGGAACUGAAAAACCUGCAACAAAUAAAGCAGAUUCAAUCUUUGAAACACAUAAAUGAGCGACUGGUGACUGAGAAUAGGGCCUUGACUCGAGUGCUUGCCAAGUUGUCAGGGUCCUGUAGGCAACUGCGCUCUGUGGACUUUUAAUUUCUUCCUUCUCCUUUGUUGAGCCAGGCAGGUGUUGACAUUCAAUUUGUGCUUGGGCAGAAUUUUACUAUUAACACUUGUGUGUCAGAAACUGACUCAGUGCUGCUCGGUUCUGGAGGUGUGGCUAAAGAUAAAGCAUGGUGCCCAGUGUACAAGCUAGAGGUGUUGCAGAUCUGCUGGUAUGGUGUGGUAUUGCCCCUGCUAGCACUGAAGCUUGGCCUUGAAGAUAAAUUGGCAAGGAUCCAGGAGACCUUUGACAUGUUAAAAUCUUGGCAACAACUGAAAGGAUUUGGGUUUGCAUGAAGAUAUACUAAAGUCAGUGUCUUGUUUUGAUGUUUGUGUAGAUGCUUAAAUAGAUUUGCCUCUAGUUUUCUAACAAAUUGAAAUUAAGAUUUGAGCUUUCUUUCUGCAGUUUGGUUUAAGUGCAUAGAGUUUAAAAAAGUUUACUCUUAACAAAAAAAAUAGUGUUUUAGAACUGGUGUCAGUACUGUGCAUUCCUGAACAGCUGCAUUAGCAGCCGUUUUUCUUACAUUUGUGUAUUUUGGUGUUUCAAAGGGGACCAGAGUAUUGUUUUUUCAGAAAUGUAUUUGAAUUUCAAGUUGAUUACUGUUUCCAAGUAUUAAGAUCCCAUUUGAGUCUUGCCAAUCCUUAUUUUUACAUAGACAAUUUAAAACAUGCAGUUCUAGCACAUAGUUAAGAUUAUUGAUUUAUAUUGCUAUAUAUAGAGGCAUCCCAGCGUGGAUGAGAGUCCUGCAAUGCGUGAACUGUAAAAUCACAGACAAAACCAAACUCUGCCUAAUGUGUCAGAUUGGUUUAGACCCCUUCUGAUAAAGUAUGAACUGUUUUGAGUUUCAUCUUGGAAAACAAUGCUAGUCUGUUGUGCUUAGUGUUAUUGCAGGGAUGUUUCAGAAACCCAUGGAAGGUUCAAAAUUUACGUGAGGAUAAAAUGUGGUUUCAUUUUACACCAAAUCUAUAUGCUUUUUUUCCUCUUAAAUAUAACAAGUGUCUAGGCUGGAGUUUACAGUGAGCUUUUAAGAUGUGCAGUUAAAAAAAAUGAACCAGCCUUCUGCACAGUGACUCUUGUUAAACUGCUUCCUUUCAUCUACCCCCCUUCCCACUUAGAAAGGAAGGUGAUGAGUGUGCAUUCUGUUCAGUAUCUGAUCUCGGGUUUUCCCCUUUAAGAGGCCUGAAAUGAAAAGGUUUAUCCUUUUAAUUGGUUUCUUUCUGGAAUUGGACUAACAUUAGGAUGUGGUGUUCCUGAUCCAAGGCCUGCAUUCUGCAAUGUUCCCUUGUGUUAACCCUUACUGAGGAAGUGAAGUCAGCUCACUGACCUGGCUGAAAACAAAUCCCUUUAUUCGUAAUAGUACUUGAUCCAGCUCACCCCAGUAUUAAAUUAGCUGUGCAGAAAGCAGCAGGAGCACACUGCUGCAUGAGGAAGGAGAGCAGUCCCUUUAGGGCUAUUUAUCUUACAUCAGCCUCAGCAAACAAUGUGAUUUUUUUAACACCGCUGAGCUAAUCUAAUGACUGCUGUCCACAUCUGCACAUCCAUACUGUCUUUUUUUGCUAGCACUGGCAUUCAUUUAACCAUGGUACGCCAUUUGGAGUGUUAACCACAGAAAACCAUUCAGUAUUCCUCUCCAUAGCAAGAGUUUUCAGUACCAGGUCGUUAUGGAGCUUGAGUAGUCUGACCAGCAAAAGAGAAGCAAUGGAAACCCAGCAGGGAGCCAUGGUAGUAUGAUGGUAGGUUAACAACAGCAGUAAGAACCGGUACUUCAGCAGUUUGUAAGCUUUUUGGAAUCUUUGUUAAUCAAGUUGUUUUGUGUGUACAAACUGGUAAAUCCUCCAGCAAGCACAGACAUGAUUGUUACUUAACAGAUCUGAGAUGGCUCCACAUAUGUCAGAUGAUUAUUGAAUCAUUAUUUGCUAAAUGAUAAUACUGCAAAGUUACUAGCUAAUCAUGCUACAGACAGAAAAAGAGUGCAUUUUUAUUUGAAUCGUAUCACAGGAAGAUACUCUGCUAUUUUAGUGAGAAGCAAAUUGGAAUUCGAAGUGCAGUAUGUUACUGAAUUUACUACAAAGGCAUUUUUUUCCUCCCUCGUCAUGAAAAGUGUAUGGUGUCACCUUAUGAGAAGUUUCAGUACCCAUAGAAAUGCACUGCCCCAAGAGAUUAAAUAAUAUUUUGUUUAAAUUAUGUGGGGAAUUAGUAAAAAUGAGAAGUGUAAGUAUUUUAGGUUACAUGUGCUUAUCCUUCCCGAUGAAUCUCCUGCUAUUCACAGAACCAUAUAAUUAUUUAGAUUGGAAAAGACCUCUAAAAUCAUCAAAUCCAACCAGUACCCCAGCACAACCACCCCUAAACCAUGCCCUGCAUGCCACAUCUACGCAUCUUUUAAAUGCUGUCAGGGAUAGUGACUCUACAACUUCCCUGAGCAGUUUUGCUUGACAACCAUCUUGAUGAAGAAAUUUUUCCUACUAUGCAAUAUAAACCUCUCCUAGUGCAAGUCAAUGCCUUUUUAUCUUGUCGUAUAAUCCUUUUGUCUCUUACAAGUCUUCCCCUGUGCUCUAGCACACUCAAACAAAAGAGAAGAUAUUUUCUUAAGACCUAUUCUACCUAUUAAUUGAAUCAGGGUUAAAAUCUACCUACAGAGAUUUGGAGAUAUAUAAUGGUACUGGCUUAUGUUAAAGCUCUAAUUUUGAACAGUGGAUUUUGUUAAAGUAGUUCACUAGAAAAUCUACCUCUAUGUGGGUCUGUCUCUAUGUAAUUAACCAUUAUGGGCUGCAGCUCCCUCCCUACUCAGUAAAGUGAAAGAGGACUGUGACAUUCCUGGAUUUAUUUUGAGGUUUCAUUGGAAUGCACACACAACACUACUCAAGGUACCUAUUUAACCAGUACAAAAACAGACUUCCUUGAUUCCUUCUGCAUGGCUAGAUGAGGGUUGUUGUGGUUUCACCCAGUACCUUUGGUAUGAAAUCUGUAGCAGAAUGGAAAGGAGGAAGAAAAGCCUUUGUUUGGUUUGCCUGAACAAAUGGCUGUUCUGUUGUUUGCAGACACAUGCAUGUUAUCUGGAUAUGACCCGUAUCUUGGACAACAGUAGCUAUUUUUUACAGCUUAGACUUAAACAAUAAUGCUUGACAAUUGCAAAAAGAUUCCUCAUGUUGCCCAAUUUCAAACAUAUUUACAUACUUUUUGAAAGUAAUCAGCAUUUUACAUCUCUUUUUGUUCAGAGCACAGCUCUCACUUGGACGCUUCGCUGUGACUCUAAAGAGCUCAACUUGGGUGGCUUUCCCUAGGCUCAUCCAUAAAACAGUUGGAAUCAAGGAUAGCUGAAUUAUUUUUGACUACUCUAAUUGUAGAGACCACCUUUCUUCUUCUUAUGAUCUCCUGUCAACUUCCUUUCACAUAAUUUGAUAUUUCCAGGGAAAUAAACUAGAGAUCUACAACUUCAUUAAUUUUCAGUUCACCAUCGUGAUUCACUGUGAAAGAGUCUGCAGUUCAGUGAAGUGAGUGUGGACAGGAGAUGUGGAAAUGAAACCUCUAGCGCACAGUUAAUUCACCCUGCAUUUUUAAACUUCCUGGCUCUUUCUGUUCCAUUCAUUCCAUAAUGUUCUGAAUAUAAUGGGAUUGAAAGUAUAAUUUUGCUUAAAUAAAA